GAGAGAGACUCGGAGAGAUGGGGUUGAUCUGGUUGGAAGCAGUGUUGCCGUUAGGGAUCAUAGCAGGCAUGCUUUGCGUGAUGGGCAAUGCUCAAUAUUUCAUCCACAAGGCCGCCCAUGGCGGACCGAAGCAUAUUGGAAAUGACGUUUGGGACGUAGCGAUGGAGAGACGGGACAAGAAGAUCACGGAGAUUGUCUCUUCAUCUCCUAAUUAGCCAUUACCUAUACAUUUCUGCCUUGGUACUCUUCUUUCAUUUUUUCCUUCUCUGUGCAUUUUAUCUUUAUUAUCCGUUGACUGAAUGUCGUUGUUGCGGGUUAGGGUUUUCUAGAUGGUUAUACUGUGAUAUUAACAAGCGAAUUUGAUGUGCAAACCUUACCCAAAAUAUAUGCCAUCUAUCUCACUUUCACUUGCACACUCUAGAAUUGCAUUAUUUUAGUGGCCUUGAAGCAGUGGCUGAGCUGCUGCGAGGCUGCUUAGAAUAGAUGAAUUAUGUAAGUUAGCAUGACUGCAAAGCAUAAUAACACAUGCAAGUGUCUGGCUUACUGCUUAGAAUUCUACAAAUAGUGAGAUAGGAAAUUAUGGAGGGCAUGGAAGCCGGAAGGUCGAACGAGAGAAGACUCAUAGUCACUUAUCUAUACAGUGAAUGGGGUUUAGCGUUGUAUUUUGGGGAAUGAAAUGACAUUCCGUGGUAGUUCAAUUGAAUUUCAAAAUCCUGAAAACAUAAUUUAACACUGGAUGUACUCGUUGGGCAUUUGUGUACCAAAGGGCUCUUGCAGAGAAGGUUUUAGUGAACCUUUCACCCUUGUUUUCGCGAAAUGCCAUCCUGGACCUGACAGACCAUAACUACCUUUAUGGAGAAUGUUUCUUCUCAUUCUCCUUCCUCUUCCACGUAGAUAUUGCCUACCCUUUUUAUGUUGGUACUCCUCUUUAAUAUUUGCUUCUCCAUUCAAUGCAUGGAAUGGACAAUUAAGCUGGUCCAGGUUUUCAGUUGGUUAUUUAAUAGCUGAGCAUUUUAUGUGAUACUAACAAACGGAUUUGAUAUGCAACUUUAUCUCAAGUCCAUGUCUUCUACAUUUGUGGAUUUACUGGUUUUUGUUAUUGCUAGUCCCACAAUUCCUGUUUCACUUCCACGUUGGGCACACACAUAGACUUUUUUUGCAUUUAAACUUAAAAUCUAUUAACAUUUGAUUAUUGUACUGCCAGUUUAUGGCCUUGAAUCAGUGAGAACUUGCUUCUGCUUGCAAGCUGCUUAGAUGAAUUACAUUAGCAAUUCAUGUCCAGGAAGCAUUAAUACACGUGCAAGUGUCUGGCUGCUACUAGGCAGCUGCUUAGCAUUCUAUGAACAGUGAUAUAAGAAAUUAUGGGGGCAUGGAAUGCGGACUGAGAGUCACUUAUCCUUACAAUAAAUAGGAUUUAGCCUUUUACUUUGGGUAGUGAAAUAACAUUUUGUGGUAGUUUGAUUGAAUUUCAAAUUUUAAAACGUAAGACUUUGCAAGCUCUUUUAUCCAUCCUGCUUCUUAAAGAUAGAGAUGCACGCUUGCUGCCAAAACAGCAGUACUUCUACGAGUAAUAUAGCAAAAUUAACUGGUAUGUUUACAGUAAUUGAACUUUUUGACCAUCUGUAAUGAUGACAAUUACCUCAUAUUUGUCACUGAAAUUAUUUAGCAUUGGAUUUACUCCUUAGACAUUUGUGUUAUGUAUAUUUUUAGCUGAGAAGAUGUUGAUGAACUUACUCACAACUGUUUUGAUGAAAUGCCAUCCCUAGCCUGACCGUAAAUGUCUUUAUGGGUUUUUCCUUCUUGUUUGCGAGAAAAUGAAGUUAUGAGAAGGUUAUUUAAAAGUUUAUUUUCACAGGUUUUUAAUUUUAAUUUUUUUGUUUUUGGAAAAGAACAUUUAAGUAAUACCUAGGUUGGGAUUUCUGGUCUGACCUGUGGAUCUGGUCCAGUUUAUACAACCAUGACAGCAAAAGUAACAGUAAGCCACCGUUUUAAAAAUUUAUAAAUGGUUUAUAUUGAGGAAUAGUAGUUGGUCGCACGAAAUGCGUGAAUAAUAAUGAGUAGUCAUGAAUGUGCAAUUGAAAUUAAUAUUUAAAUUUGACUGAAUUUAUAAACCAUUUAUACUCGAGGGGGGCAACAAGGGUUUGACAAGAAAGAGCUACGACAGAAGACAGUAUAAGCUUUCAUUUCUUGGAUUCUGCUUCUUUCUGUGCAUUAAAUUGUAUUAAAAUGGAGGCUAAGUUUUUGGGAAGGCACAAAUGAAUAUUUCAUUUGUUUUCCAUCAUCAGAAGCCAAUUGUUAUAAGAAUAUUUGAAACUCUUGCUGCAGACCUUUCUACAAAUAUACUCCGUGUGAUAUUUUCAACACCAAUGGAAAUUAAACUCUUUGUUUUCUUUGAAAUUUAUUUCAACUACAUAAUACCAAUUAGUUGCAUUGAAAUUGUGAAUGAUUAGAAAACGUGGAAAUGUUAUUGAUCAGUUUUGAGGUACCUUUUAAAAUCUGGAAUGCCUUCUUUC
Messenger RNA from Olea europaea var. sylvestris, 2513 nucleotides. RefSeq names its product NADH dehydrogenase [ubiquinone] 1 alpha subcomplex subunit 1-like. NCBI's taxonomy places the organism in Eukaryota, Viridiplantae, Streptophyta, Magnoliopsida, Lamiales, Oleaceae. The transcript is spliced from 2 exons. Bases 18 to 215 code for a protein of 65 amino acids. The record is from RefSeq and is a predicted model, not a curated record.